GAUUGGAAGAUCUUGGGCAAUGCUCUUCGCAUCAGUUGGUUACCAAGUGACAGUAUACGAUAUUAUUCCCAAACAAGUUUCCGAUGCGCUUGAAGACAUUAAACUUCAGCUGAAAACAUUGGAAAAAGAUGGUCUACUCCGUGGUGUUCUCAACGCAGACGAACAAUUUAGUUGCAUUAAAGGAUCUACUGAUCUAGCAACAGCAGUAAAAGAUGCAAUUUUUGUGCAAGAAUGCGUACCAGAGAGUCUUGAAUUAAAGAAAAAGGUAUUUCAAGAUUUAGACAAAGUUGUGAAUGAUGAAACUAUUUUGUCUAGCUCAACGAGUACAACACUGCCAUCUCUAUUCUCAGACGGAUUAAAACACAAGUCACAAGUCAUUGUAUCGCAUCCAGUAAACCCUCCAUACUACGUGCCUUUAGUUGAAAUAGUACCAGCACCGUGGACGAAGCCAGAAGUAGCUAAGAAGACCAGAGAAAUAAUGAUAGAGAUUCAACAAGAACCAGUUUCACUCUCAAGAGAAAUUGAUGGAUUUGUACUGAAUCGAAUUCAAUAUGCGAUUCUUAACGAAGUUUGGCGCUUAGUUGACGACAAAGUUGUAGACGUUCAAGAUAUCGAUAAAGUUAUAUCAGAAGGACUUGGAAUGCGUUAUGCUUUCCUGGGCUCUUUGGAAACUGCGCAUUUGAACGCUGAAGGAAUGAAAAGUUACAUUGAAAGAUACGGAGAAACUAUAUACAAAGUAAGCAACACUUUCGGUGAAAUACCCCGUAUGACCACUUCAAAGAGCGCAGAAACGAUUUGCGAGCAACUGAACGCGAUGGUGCCUUUAGAUCGAUUGCAAGAACGUCGCGCGUGGCGGGACGCCUGUCUCACGCGACUGGCGCUCCUCAAGAAGGAAAUGAAUACCGUAUAUAAGAAAAAUUAAAAUUUUUAGAAACAACCGAGCUUAAAUUAAAAAAAAAUAUAUUAAAAUAUUUACCUAUGCUGUUUUCAAUGAUUAA
Messenger RNA from Melitaea cinxia (Glanville fritillary), 998 nucleotides. RefSeq names its product lambda-crystallin homolog. Bases 20 to 922 code for a protein of 300 amino acids. The record is from RefSeq and is a predicted model, not a curated record. Gene Ontology annotation, biological process: fatty acid metabolic process. The transcript is spliced from 5 exons. NCBI's taxonomy places the organism in Eukaryota, Metazoa, Arthropoda, Insecta, Lepidoptera, Nymphalidae. Gene Ontology annotation, molecular function: NAD+ binding; oxidoreductase activity, acting on the CH-OH group of donors, NAD or NADP as acceptor.